This is a messenger RNA of Camellia sinensis, 1181 nucleotides long. RefSeq names its product E3 ubiquitin-protein ligase RSL1. Gene Ontology annotation, molecular function: ubiquitin-protein transferase activity; zinc ion binding. The record is from RefSeq and is a predicted model, not a curated record. Lineage: Eukaryota; Viridiplantae; Streptophyta; Magnoliopsida; Ericales; Theaceae. Gene Ontology annotation, biological process: protein ubiquitination.
AAUUACUAGCGAGUCCAAUGCUCAUUACUAUUAGGUGGACUGAAACUUCACUGAAAAGAUACAAAAACCCCAAAUAAACAAAAAUACGAACAAAUCCAAAUCGUCAAAAACAAGGAAUCACCCUCUGCGAAUCACUGAAAACCCUCAAAAAUGGGCAACACAAACUCGAUCAACCCACCACCACCACGGCCACCGCCAACGCCAACGGCGGAGGCAGAACCAGAGUCGUCGGAAGUCUCUAACUUCACUUGCGAAAUAUGCAUCGAACCCAUGUUAUCAAACAAGAAAUUCACAAACAAGGGUUUAUGUAUCCACCCAUUUUGCAUCGAUUGCGUGACCAAGUACAUCCAAGUCAAGGUCGAAGACGACCUCAUCGCCGCCGUGAAGUGCCCGGGACUGAGCUGCGAUCACUUUCUCGACCCUCUCUCAUGCCGACCCAUCUUGGCCCCGAAGCUCUUCGACAAGUGGUGCGAUGUGCUCUGCGAUAGCGCGAUUCUAGGGUUUCAGAGAUGUUAUUGCCCUAAUCGAGAUUGCUCUGCGUUGGUGGUGAAUGAGUGUCAAGGGAUUGUUAGGAGAUCGGUUUGUCCUAAUUGUAAGAGGUUGUUUUGCUUUCACUGUCAGCUUCCUUGGCACGCUGGGUAUAGGUGUGAAGAGAGUGGAGAGAUGAGAGAUCGGAAUGAUAUAGCAUUUGGUGUUCUUGCUGAGAGAAAUAAGUGGAUGCGAUGCCCUAAAUGCAAUCAUUGUGUUGAUCUCAUUGAAGGUUGCUCCAUUGUCAAAUGCAGGUGUGGAACCAAUUUCUGCUACAAGUGUGGAAGGAAGGUGAAUCAACACUGGUGUGACUGCAACAGGAAUAUGUGGUGCAGGGUUUUGUUCCUUCGAAUCUGUAUAGUCAUUAUAAUCAUCUUGCAAUUCUUGUUUCUGUUUGGAAACGUAAUGAAACUUGGUAACUGAAGAAGUGCAAGCUUAUUGUUGAUAACUCAUGCCAAAGUUGGAAGAUACUUUUAACUAUACCACAAACAUUAUCUGAUCUCUUUCUAGAGCUUCGGAGCUCCAUAACUGGUUCUCCAGACUUGCUUUGUACAGGUACUAUACUAAUUAUGGCCGCCUAUUUAACUGUGGGUACAAAAAGUUGUAGUCUUAACAUUAAAAGAUUAUAGUUUGAUGUUUGCUUCAUUUUACUA